Messenger RNA from Labrus mixtus (cuckoo wrasse), 2414 nucleotides. It is a transcript of the gene tmod4, whose product is annotated as tropomodulin 4 (muscle). Lineage: Eukaryota; Metazoa; Chordata; Actinopteri; Labriformes; Labridae. The transcript has 10 exons. Gene Ontology annotation, cellular component: myofibril; striated muscle thin filament. The record is from RefSeq and is a predicted model, not a curated record. Bases 233 to 1255 code for a protein of 340 amino acids. Gene Ontology annotation, molecular function: tropomyosin binding. Gene Ontology annotation, biological process: pointed-end actin filament capping; myofibril assembly; muscle contraction.
AGAGAGAGAGAGAGAGAGAGAGAGAGAGAGAGAGAGAGAGAGAGAGAGAGAGAGAGAGAGAGAGAGAGGGGAGGGGGUGUAAGAAAAAAAGAGAACCAACUUUGUAACUGCAGGCUCUGCCUCACCGAGGGGCUUCAGCACUGCGCUUCUGUGAAGUGUCCUCUUACCUAGGGGUGUGCCGCGGGUGUGUAUGAGAGAGUGUGUGUGUAUGUGAGCCAGAGCUUCAGGAGCCAUGUCGGACCCCAGGGACAUCGACGAGGAUGCCAUCCUCAAGGGACUCAGUCCUGAGGAGAUUGAUCAGCUGGAGUACGAUCUGCAGGAGAUGGACCCAGAGAAUGCCAUGCUGCCUGCUGGCUACCGGCAGCGUGACCAGACGAAGAAGACCCCAACAGGUCCGUAUGACCGUGACGCCCUGCAGCAGCACCUGGAGAAGCAGGCCAUGGAUCACCCGGACAGGGACGAUCUGGUGCCCUUCACCGGGGAGAAGAAAGGAAAGACCUUCGUGUCAAAGACGAAGAAAGAGAUCCCUGCACACGAGCAGAUUGUCCUGGAGCCGGAGCUGGAGGAGGCACUGAAAAAUGCCACAGACGCAGAGAUGUGUGAUAUUGCAGCCAUCCUUGGGAUGUACACUCUGAUGAGCAACAAGCAGUACUACGACGCUCUGGGCACCACGGGCACCAUCGCCAACACAGAGGGCAUCAACAGUGUAGUGAAACCAGAUCCUUUCAAGAUCUUUCCCGAAGAGCCGCCCAACACCACCAACGUGGAGGAAACCCUGGAGAGAAUCCACAACAACGACAGCAGCCUGACUGAAGUCAACCUCAACAACAUCAAGGACAUUCCCAUCCCAACACUGAAGGAGAUCUUUGAGGCGAUGAAGGGAAACUCUCAGGUCGAGUCUCUGAGCAUCGCUGCAACCCGCAGCAACGACCCUGUGGCCUUUGCGUGUGCUGAGAUGCUGCAAGAGAACACCAGCCUGCAGAGUCUUAACAUCGAGUCCAACUUCAUCACCGCCGACGGCAUGAUGGCGAUCAUCAAAGCUGUGGCCAAAAACGUCUCACUGGUGGAGCUCAAGAUUGACAACCAGAGGCAGAAGUUGGGAGACUCGGUUGAAAUGGAGAUCGCCUCCAUGUUGGAGAACAACUCCAGCAUCCUCAAAUUCGGCUACCAUUUCACGCAGCAGGGUCCCCGCGCCAGAGCUGCCAUGGCCAUCACACGGAACAACGACAUGAUUCGCCAGCAGAGAUUAAGAUGAGAACGACGAGUAGCUUAAAGAAGAACAACCUGCAAACUGCCAUCGUGCCGUCUUUCCCAGAGUCGAAAUGAAUCAUCCCAAACGCAGCUGGAUCACCGUGCAUGGUGCAACCCAAUUAACAUCCAUGUCAGAUCAUUUCAUUUCAUUUACCACAUCCAGCUUUUUGUAGACUGCUGAAUUAUCAUAAAGGCAUGUAUAGGUCACAAGCAAAAAUGUGAAGUGUCUUUUUUUAAAAAAUGCUUUUAGUUUGUGCAUUGCCAACGUCAUCCCAAACCCCCCCAAAAAAUUAACUCUUCAUUCAUGGAGAAAGAUUUCUAAUGUGGUGCUAUCUGUUGGAGGAAACGAAACUGUAAAUACUUUAAAUAAAAUAUAUAUUCAAGUAUUUCUUCUAAAUGUUUGGCAAGUUUAAUUUGAUUGAAUCUGCACCUUUUUGUCUUUAAUAUUUCAAUCAAGCAGCAACCUGCGUUGUUGUAAAAUGAAGCUUAUGUGGAAUAGAGGAAAGACAAAAACUACCCUAACGGAGCCCGUGCUCGCUCUCUCCUAGCCCGGCCUGUCCCGCUAACUGUAUUCAUGUUUCUAUUUCUCUAUUGGAGGGGGGUGGAUCCUGGCCAAACUUGACUCAAGGCGUGGGCUGGGUCCGGCAGAGAAUCUAACCUCUAAUGUGGAAGUGCAAAACAAAAAGUGCAGUUCCUCGAGUGUCCACUAGAGGCUGGCUGCAAAAGCCCUGGAAGUCACAUACACAGCCAUUCUAAAAAGCCUGUUUUUACAGCAGAGAUUAACAUGUUUACAGCCUGGUUCAAGAAAUAAUUUUGGUCUGAACAGUUCCUGUCUUUCUCCGCACACACUGUACGGGGAGUGACUUGUUUUAUAACACAUCCGUUUUGAUUCUAUAAAGGAUAAGAGUUAUUCAUAAUUAAGGGCGGUAAGUUGUAGCUGUUUGUUAGGAGGCUUACGGCCGCCUCAGCUCCACCUUCUUUGACUGUUACUUGAUUAAAAAGGUUGUUUGAGUCAACAUUUUUCAAUAUGGCGACCGCCAUGAAAAACUCUGCUUCAGAAAACAAUGGCUGACGUCACUGAGACUACGUCCAUGUUUUAUACAGUCUAUGAUUUCAAUGAUUACGAUUUCUAUGACAUCUGCUGAAUAAAAAGGUCGCACAUC